UUGGCCGUACUGGUAUUUCCAGAAAAUGAGAGUUCAGAGGUGGCAAACAUGUAUGUCCUGAGGAUUUCUGCUUGGCUUCCCCCUUAAUGUAGGGGUUUUGGCGUUGUCUUCUGGCUUGCUGGUUGCAGUUCUCCACGGGCCAGUGCAGGGGCUUUUGACACUUUGCUGACAGUAUUUCACUGGCAUUGCUCCCUCUUAGCCAGCUGCUCUGCAAGCCUCCCAAGCUACCCGUAAUUCAGGAGGAUGAAUUUAUUUCAAAUUCAUUUUCAGACCAUGUUAAAGACUAAGUUGAAUGUCCUUACUCUUCGGAAAGAGCCUCUCCCGACAGUGAUCUUCCACGAACCAGAAGCCAUUGAGCUGUGUACCACAACUCCCCUCAUGAAGACCCGGACUCACACUGGAUGCAAGGCCAGCCCGUGGUGGUUAGAAAUGUUUUGUGGGUGUCACUGGGAGCUGGGAAGGAGGUCACACUCAUGCUACAGCUGUACCAAUGCUUUGGUGAUGGUUACGUAUUUGGGUAAGGUUUCCACAACAGGGAUGCAAUUUUUGUCAGGCUGCACGGAGAAACCAGUCAUUGAAUUAUGGAAGAAGCACACGCUCGCCAGGGAGGAUAUUUACCCAGCUAAUGCCCUUCUGGAAAUUCGCCCUUUCCAAGUCUGGCUGCAUCAUCUGGACCUCAAAGGUGAGGCAACAGUCCACAUGGAUACCUUUCAGGUAGCACGUAUAGCCUACUGCACUGCUGACCACAACGUCAGCCCAAACAUCUUUGCUUGGGUCUAUCGGGAGAUCAACGAUGACUUGUCCUACCAGAUGGACUGCCAUGCUGUAGAGUGUGAGAGCAAGCUGGAGGCCAAGAAGCUGGCCCAUGCCAUGAUGGAGGCCUUUAAGAAGACUUUUCACAGCAUGAAAAGCGAUGGCCGGAUCCACAGGAACAGCUCAUCAGAGGAAGUGUCUCAUGAAUUUGAAUCUGAUGAUGGCUGACUGAACUCAUUCGCGGUUCAGCAAAGGCAGAAAUGGCCUAGGGAAUGAGACCUGAUAGAUGAAUAAGCAACAAUUGAAACUGGGGAAUGAAAGGACUGCCAAACACUUGUCUGACCAGCUUUUUAAAUCAAAAGAGCAAUUCGGUACCUACAGAUAUGCAUCAUUAAAGUAAUUACGUUACAUUGAAAUCUGCUGCUGUUGUAAAAGUGAGGAAAAAAGCUCCCUCCCCCAACUCUCUCACCCACCCAUCACUGUCCCUUUCUCAUCUCUGUAGUUCAGGUGCAUACCAAUGAAGUAGACUCAUUCCUGUUUGUCUUACAAGACUGGUCAGGCAAUUUUAUUAGUUGCUUCUGCGGAGUUCCUAGCUGGGGGCUGAUGCUGAUGCACAAGAGCAAGUAAACAUGGAAAGCCCUAAUGGUUCCCGAAGAAUCUUUCUCUGUGAUGCAUCACAAAAAACCUUUGACCGUACGUAGGCUAAGACAUCCAUACAUAGCCUUUUAGACUAACGGCCUGGCAUUCUGCAGUUAAUUCACAUUUCACAAAUAAAAAAAUGAAAGAAGAUGCUUGUAUGUACACAUUAUAUCAUAUGCUAUCCUUUAUUUUAUUCAUUGUACUUAUUUUCUUAAUAUACCUGCUGCCACGUCUUUCACCCAACACCAGUAGCUGCAGUUUCAGACUAUAUACUGCAGGAUACCAAAAAGGGGUGGGCAAAAAUUCUCCGUGACGGCUAGGGGUACAGCGAGCCAGCACCAUUACCUGUGCGUGUUCCAACCCUGAUGUGCUUUGCAGGAGGAGGGCCCACUGGUAAGAGUUGAGGGACACUUGGGUCUGUCAGCAUUUGAACUGUGACUUCUCAUCAACCUCAGGUCUGAAGUGAUAUGAGUAUGGUAGCCUCAACUCCGUGUCACCGGUCUCCACAUUGCUGGCCGAGUGGCCCUGGUGGGAUAGAGCUGGUGGUGCCUCAUCGCACAGCCAGGGCUGCGUUACUGUAAAGAUCAAAGGAAACAGUCCCUUAGGAGUCAGGUUUGAACAUCUGUUCUGGUUGAGAAGCUCAUGUUAAGAUUCCCAUAUCUUUCCUUGUUCACAGAUAUACAGAGUCAUGCCUUUCUUAAAUGCAGAUGUUUAAUAAAACUCAAAUAAAAGGAAAAACUUGUUUCACUUGACAUUUUUUAAAGCCGAGAGCAGAUCGAUAGUUUGCAAGUCAUGCUGCUCCUUUGUACAAUUUUGUUUGUAAUUAUGGUAAUGUUAGGGGCACUAGGGCACCUUACAGAAGCCUUAAAAGAAAGCUAAUCAAAGCAGAUAGCUCUGUGUCUGUGUUUUGUGGGUCUGUGUUUGUAUGUGAGUGUAUGUGUGAGUCCAGUGUUAAAGCGUAUAGAUUGAGCAUGGGAGACAUUGAGGAGGGCCCACACCUCUUGAAAAUAUGCUUGUUGCAUUACAAUGUAUGUAAACUAUUCUCCAGCAUAAAUGCAUUCAUACUUUAAUAAAAAAAAAUAAUGUUUUGAGUUAAA
Molecule: messenger RNA, 2489 nt
Organism: Falco peregrinus (peregrine falcon)
Lineage: Eukaryota; Metazoa; Chordata; Aves; Falconiformes; Falconidae
Gene: PID1
Product: phosphotyrosine interaction domain containing 1
Exons: 4
Coding region: 244-981 (245 amino acids)
Biological process (GO): negative regulation of D-glucose import across plasma membrane; regulation of cell population proliferation; negative regulation of insulin receptor signaling pathway
Cellular component (GO): cytoplasm
Source: RefSeq, a predicted model, not a curated record